Messenger RNA from Rhizoctonia solani, 1611 nucleotides. Its product is annotated as Fungal Zn(2)-Cys(6) binuclear cluster domain. Bases 1 to 1611 code for a protein of 536 amino acids. The transcript has 9 exons. NCBI's taxonomy places the organism in Eukaryota, Fungi, Basidiomycota, Agaricomycetes, Cantharellales, Ceratobasidiaceae. The record is from RefSeq and is a predicted model, not a curated record. Gene Ontology annotation, biological process: regulation of DNA-templated transcription. Gene Ontology annotation, molecular function: zinc ion binding; DNA-binding transcription factor activity, RNA polymerase II-specific.
AUGUCCCAAUCAGAGGCUGGCCCUUCUCGCCAUCGUCGCAAGUAUGCGGCUCGAGCAUGCAAUGCUUGUCGACGUCGAAAAUGCAAGUGCGAUGGUAUUCAACCUGUCUGUCAACCAUGUAUAACAUCUGGACACGAGUGCACAUGGAAAGCCGAUGGCGAAGAGAGCAACCGUCCUGCCACCAAACAAUAUAUAGAAGUUCUGCGCACCAAGAUAGAAAAUCUGGAGGCCCAGUUAGCUCACUUUAGACAAGCAGACAGCACAGGUCCGAACUCUAUGACCUCUCCUACACACGAUGGGACUUUGUCCCUGGGUGUGAUAGGUUUGCCCACCAGCUCAUCCGGAAGUACUCCACAGCUUGGCACUCUCAACAUGCGUGAUGAGCACUACCCAGCUCAAUCUCUUGACCCGCCUAGCAAAAACAGUACAAGAUGGUCAGCUUUGGGCCUUUUGAUUCAACCUCCACACCAAAACCUACCGGCGUCUCCCGAUUUACUUACAUCUGACCUCAAUGACCCAUUACCUCCAAGCGUGUACCAGUAUAUCUUCAACAUUGACUCUUCUGUUGGCCCGGACGAACAAUUGCCGGAGCAACGACAGUCGCUCCAAUGCCAAUGGAAUCGCUACCUCCCAGGAUCUGAUAGUGUCAAUCUGACGAGACAUGAACACGAUACGCUUCUGUAUCGCUGUUUCAAUUAUGGCGCUGCAUGGCUUUUUGGUCUGCUCCCUAGCUUAUUCUUACGCGAUAUGCUCAUAUGUCUGAGCCCCAACUCUUUUUGCGUGCCUGGUCAGCUGCAGCAUUACAGCCCACUCUUGCAUUGCUCCAUUUUGACAUUUGCCUCUUCUUUUUCUGACGACGCCAACAUUCGAUCCAAGGACAUCCGAGGGCGGUUAGCGAGACACACUAAACAAUGGCUGGAUGAGGAAUUCAGCUACUUUAAUCCCAGCUUGAUGUUCUCGUUGAUUCUACUUUCCGAACAUCACAUCGGGAUCGGAGAAAAUAACACAGGAUACAUGUAUAUGGGAAUGGCUAUGCGCGCUUCUCGAGCCCAAAAGCUCAUGGCACACGAGAUGCAACGACCUAGCGAGAUGCCAAUACCAGUGGUACCUAUAGUACCUCCGGUAUGUAUCGAACUCAGUGGGAGGUCUACAACUGGAGAUACUAUAGAAGACAUGUUUUCGGACUCUGACUACAUGGGGAUUGCAAUCCACUGCUACAUACAGAAUGCUAAACUCAUUUUGAUCUCCAGUAACAUUCCGAAUGCGCUGCAGAGCGGCCGCUCGCCUAUUGAUGUACACCUUCAACUCGAUACCUGGUUCAAUUCAGUUCCCAAUAACCUCCUAGUCCGACAGCGGUCGACAUUAACCCAGCCACCGAUCCUAGCCCUGCACAUCCGAUACUGGUGGUCGAUUCUCGAUCUCCAUCUACCGCAUAUCGAUAUAUCGGAUCAUGGGACGAGCCAAUCUCUGAAAAUGUGCACUCGAGCGGCUGAGAAGCUUGUACGACUCUUUGGAUCGUAUGAGACCCAAUUUGGGUUCCGCUACUAUCCUCAUAAUUUACUCCAGGUCGGUAAAGAUUUCCUGGAACGUUCGAGGCUAGGGACUGAAUGA